UCUAACGUGCCUGCUUGCUAGUCAAAAUGUGUUUGCGAGUUUAAAUUAAAGCCAUUUAAACGCAAGAAGUCCCCGAAGUCAUGGCUUCACGGAGCUACCGCGCGCGUGUCCUCUGUCAGAGGGCGGUUGUCGUGAAGAUAAUGAGCAGGGGAAUGUGUGCAGCGGCGGCACAGUCCCAGGCAGCUUUCCUAAAAGGAGAAUCCCACAAGAAGCAUCCGGGUGUGACCAACCUGAAAACUCUGCGCCUACCAGACGAACUCCAGACGGCUGCACGGUCAAUUAUUCAGAGAGCUCGGGUGGCUCAGCUGACCGAACGCUCUCAAAGCCUCACGAACUUCCUGUGGAGCAAAAAAAGAGCCGUCGAGGAUUUUACUCUGAGGCAGAAAGCUGUGAGCCUGGAGAAAGAACUCUGGGAGAAAGAGAUGGAGAAGAUAGGAGAUAUUGAUGAAGAAUUGAUUGAAGACCGCAUCAAAAAGAAAGUGAUUUCAGAGCUUAAAAGAACUACAUAUCACUGGACUCCCAUGAAGUACGAUGAAGAUUUGUCGGUGGUGUACAUGGCGGCUCGGCUGGCUGGAGGCUACGCAGCAGUGAGGAGAGCUUUGAAUGAGAUCCAGAAGAGGGAUCCUUCUUUUGCCCCUCAGACUCUCCUGGAUUUUGGAUCGGGGCUGGGAUCAGUGCUCUGGGCGUCACACUCGUGCUGGGGUGACACCUUGAAGGAGAUGGUGUGUGUGGACAGCUCCGGGCCCAUGAACGUCCUGGCAGAGCGACUUCUGAAAGGUGACGACGAAAAAGCCGAACCUCACAUCAAACAAGUCUAUUUCAGACAGUUCCUCCCCGUCUCUCCUAAGGUGCAGUUCGACGUGGUGGCCGCAGCCUUCACCCUGUCGGAGCUUCUGAAUGCAAAGGACCGAGAAGAGGCGGUGUCGACUCUGUGGAGGAAGACGAGCUCGUACCUGGUUCUGGUGGAAAAUGGGACGAAAGAAGGCCAUCAGAUGCUCAUGGAGGCCAGAUCCACUUUAUUAAAGAAACAAGACAAGAUCAUCCAUGACAGCAGACCGGCGUCGGUGUUCGCUCCGUGUCCUCACGAACUGACGUGUCCUAAACUGGCCCUCAGACCCAACACGCCCUGCAACUUCCAGCAGAUGUACUACCCGCUGCCGCUCCCGGGGCACAACGAGCGGCUGAUGGAGAAGUUCAGCUACCUGAUUGUGAGUCGGGCGGAACCGGCGGAGGCAGAAGCCGGCGGCGGCGUGGACUGGGCCCGGCUGAUCGGGCCGGUGCAGAGCAGAAGCAGACACGUCCACUGUCGCAUGUGCUGCCCCGACGGACGCCUGCAGCACCUGGUGGUGACGGCACGGAAACACAGCCGAGACGUGUACCGCUGCGCCCGGAGCAGCGACUGGGGAGAUCAACUGCCAAUCAUUCAGAGAGUCGACGACGCCGACGCCCAGAGUGAUGAAGAGUGAUGAUUCAGCAAUAAAGAGACAUUUUCUGGAGACCACUGAAAUUGAAACAAGACGUUUCCUCACCGGAGUUAUUACAACACUGACUAAUAUUCCUCCAAUAAAAAAAAAAGUCCUGACAUAA
This is a messenger RNA of Pseudoliparis swirei, 1587 nucleotides long. RefSeq names its product methyltransferase like 17 (gene mettl17). Gene Ontology annotation, molecular function: structural constituent of ribosome; methyltransferase activity. NCBI's taxonomy places the organism in Eukaryota, Metazoa, Chordata, Actinopteri, Perciformes, Liparidae. The coding region runs from base 81 to 1466 and encodes 461 amino acids. Gene Ontology annotation, biological process: translation. Gene Ontology annotation, cellular component: mitochondrial small ribosomal subunit. The transcript has 14 exons. The record is from RefSeq and is a predicted model, not a curated record.